Messenger RNA from Aspergillus welwitschiae, 2564 nucleotides. RefSeq lists its product as uncharacterized. The record is from RefSeq and is a predicted model, not a curated record. Lineage: Eukaryota; Fungi; Ascomycota; Eurotiomycetes; Eurotiales; Aspergillaceae. Bases 694 to 2337 code for a protein of 547 amino acids. The transcript has 2 exons.
AUGGCGAUAGAUUGAUGGCCUGGGGGUCCACGCGUCAGCCGCGUCUCGAACAGGAAGGUAGGGUAUAGGGUAGAUAUGGUGCAGGCCCCAAGCCCUACCUUCCGGAAGAGGUAGACCCCGCAACGUCAAAAGUCAUGCAUUGUCGAUCUCUUCAUUGAUUGGGAAUAUUAUUCAUUAUCCGGGAAUGUCGUUAUCGCUCCCGACAGGACAGGGCCACGAAUGUGCUUUUCCUUUCAACAAAGUCUCUCGGAACCCAGAUUGACGGGAUCCAUUCACCACGGCCUGCCGGUUUGACUGUGGCAGCUAAACUUCCCAACUUCUCGACCCCGGAUGCGCCGGUAGCACGGAGCAACGGCCAUCAUUGGAGGCUGACAAGCAAUUGCCCCCCCACGUCCCUUGGCUGGAUCCAUUUUUACUGAAAUAAGUAAGGAUUACAUAGUCGAGUUGAGGGUCCUGCAUUUGUCAGUUUGUCAGCGUCCCCAGGCCUGCCUCGUCCGCUCGCGGAAUCGGCAUCCCCUCUCCCCCUUCCUCUUCCUAUGGUUUUCCUGCAAGCUUAAUCCUUCCUUCUUCUUGUCAAUGUAACGGCCACUUGAUGGCCCUCCGGUUCUCUGCCUUAAGCUGGAGGUAGUGGCUUAACUGUAGAUUUUCCAAAUACUGUGCGGUUGGGACUUAUCGGAGGAUUCCUAUAAUCGCAUGUCGCAAACAGCAUGCCCCACGAUGGUUGGGCGGACGAAGGCGCAAAAGAUGCCUUCAUUGGAGACUGACACCAUUAUUGUCGGGAACGGGCCGUCGGCCAUGAUCUUGUCGUAUAUUCUUCAUGGCCAUCUUCCAUAUUACUGCUCCAAUCCUCCCCAUCCUGAUCCGCUUCUGCAUGCGAAGCUCCAGGGUUCCCCGGAGUUGCUCCAUGUGGACGUGCACGCUUUGACGGAUCAUUUCGCCGCCUCGAGACUGUCGUACUCCACACAGGCUCUCCCCGUGAACGUGCUCCUGGACACGCUGGUGCGCCCCAGCGUGGAUGUAGAGGAGCUGGAAGCCAUCACGAACGUCGAAUGGCGGUUCGUGCCCGAAAAGGCCGUUCCCCAUUUGGUGUUCGGGAAUGCUCAGCAUGCAGGGGGUCAGUGGACUGAUAAUCCUGUGCCUGCCAGCUGGGACAUCCAGACCCUUAGCUAUGCGUCCAUGCUGUCUCUGCCGGGCUAUUCGUUCGCUGAGCACCACCGGAAGAUUACGGGCAAGGAGCUUCCGGCAUAUACCCGACCCAGUCGGGAAGAAACAGCAAGUUACUUCCGUACGUACCCCGAGGCGGUUCAGAUCGACGACGUGUUCCGGUUCAAUGAAACCAUAUCCGGCAUCUCACGAACAGACGAUGGGUUUUACAUCCACUCGCACAACAUACACUGCAAGCAUCUGGUCCUGGCUAGUGGUAUAUUCACUCAAGUGCUCCAGCCUAGUCCAAUGCUGCAGCCUUUGACGUCACUCCAGCCCACUCCGCAGACCCCGCUGCUGGUGAUCGGCUCUGGCUUCUCUGCUGCGGAUAUAAUCAUCUCUGCGCCGGCGGAUCAGAAAAUCAUCCACGUGUUCAAAUGGGAUCCGGAAGGGCGGUCAUCACCGCUGCGUGGCUGCCAUCACCAAGCAUAUCCUGAAUACGCCGGAGUUUAUCGACUGAUGAAACGAGCUGCCGUUGCAGCAGACCCUACGAAGAAGCGAGUAAAGCCGCGCCGCACUACCUCGAUCCCUUUUCUAGAACUUCGCUCGUGGGAAGAUAUAUACGAAGGAUUGCCCAACUCGGAAGUUGUCGACGUCGAGAUGCAAGAGGAUCAGGCCCUCGUUACAUUCCGCCAGCCUGACGGGAGCACCAUCUCCCGUGCCGUCCGCGGGAUGGUCUAUGCCACUGGCCGACGAGGCACCCUCGACUACCUCGACCGUCCUCUCCUCAAUGAAGUACUCGACCACGAUGCGACCACAGAAACGAGUCCAAUCAUCUCUGCCCGGUCCUUGCGCAGCAAAGUAUAUGAGGAUAUAGAGAUCGCGCCAGACGUGUUCAUCAUCGGCAGCCUCACAGGCGACUCUCUCAUUCGCUUUGCGUACGGCAGCUGCGUCCAGGCUGCCGGGAAGUUGGUCGACGCACGCACGGGCAAGGAGCGAGUUCGCAGUGGAUCGAACAAUAACUCUCGGCCUCAGUCAUCGUUGGGGGUCAUGCGUGGCAUAGAUGGACACGAUAUCUCGCCACCUAGCGAGUUUCGUGCUGUAGAUAACGACUGCAUGGCGUCGACUUGGCCGCAGAGGGUUAUGCCGAAUGGCUUGUGGAGAUGGCUCUGGAGAUGGUUUGACGUGAGGUGAUUGAUGACAAAUGAUGCAUGAUAGAUGAUAGAUGUGAUGAUGAUUGUACAUAGCAUGUCAUUGGUUUUGUUUAUAAAGGGAGGAUAUGUCGUUAUUCAUGUAUAGUUGGCUGAAUUGUUUCAUUGAUUAUGCAUAUAUCUUGACUGUCAGAGGACUAUUCUGUAUCACUUCCAGUAAAGAAAACCUUCAUUAUCAAUCCACCAAACAGGAUCAACAAAAUCGUACAU